UUUUCGAUUUUGCCACAAAAAUCAGUUGACAGUGAUAAAAAACACAGAAAACAGAGGGAAACCUUUAAAAAAAAAUGGUGGCGAUUUCUUUGUACAGAGGGAACCUCCACAGAACACCGGAGGUAUCUCGGCGCUGGCUAAUGCCGACUCCCAAAAUCUCUCUCAGAGACUUCAAAUCUCUCUUGCACCGCCGUGACAGAGCUCUCUCUCGUCUCCGUUCCUCUUCUUCUUCUAACCCUAACUCUAACUCUGCUUUAAAGUAUCAAAUUCAAUCUCCCGUGUCCUGUGAGCCUCCUAUUGAGCCGAAAUUGAAAGCCAAACUGGAACCUGAACCGUCCGAGGGUUUGAAAACUGGACCACCUCUCCAGGAGGUCAAGGUGGACAUAGUUGGAGGAUCCGACGGUAGAGAUUGUUUGGUGAAGUCGGAAGAUGAGCAGACCGAGAAAGAUGUCAAUUUGCAAGUGGAUGAGAAACUGCCUGAGGAGGCUAAAACAAAUUUAGAGGUAAGCGAUAAAAUAAAUGAUUUCAAUGGAAAAGAAACAAGGAAAAGGGAUGUUGAGGAGAAAUUACAGGUUUUGAAUGCAAAAAAGCAUAGUUUAGUACAAGUACUAAAGCAGAUCUUGAAUGCAGAGGAGGAGUUGAAGAGAAGAAAUAGCACACAAGGUACAGUGAAUCGUCCAGCCGUUCCAUUUCAAGUGGAAACCACAAAUGACUCAGGGUCAAUGACGAGGCUUGUCACUCCUCGGAUGGGCUUGGAUGCUAAUCUUGCUGGUGAAAAUGAUGGAGUUGAAGCUGAUGAUGUUUCAAACCAUAAUGUUCAUUCUCGUCAUGUGUUUCGGAUGAGCAGUACAUCUCCAUCUUCAGAAUCUCCUCUUAGAAGGCCUACCUACAUUCAACAUAAUGUGGCUUCCCACCCAUCUCGAACAAGCAUGGGGGUCACAGGUAGUCCUUCACGUUUUGCUCCUACUGGAAAUCAAGGACAUCCUGGGAAUCCUCCCACCGUAUCUGUGUCAGGAACAAAUUUCGUUGCAUCAUCUCCUUCCCCUGCAGCAUCUGGUGGCACUUCAGUCUUACGAGAGGCUUGGCAGCCAAGCCCAUGGAAUUAGAAUCUGUAGCCAAUUGAGCUUUUCUUGUGACUUGAGCCUCUAAGAUGUGUAUUGCGAGCUUGGCAACAUUGUAAGCCCUUUCUAGUUCUUCCUGCUUAAUCAAAAGCGAGAGCAUCGGUUCUCAAUUUCAUAUCA
This is a messenger RNA of Gossypium raimondii (Peruvian cotton), 1241 nucleotides long. RefSeq lists its product as uncharacterized. Gene Ontology annotation, cellular component: chloroplast. NCBI's taxonomy places the organism in Eukaryota, Viridiplantae, Streptophyta, Magnoliopsida, Malvales, Malvaceae. The transcript has 4 exons. The record is from RefSeq and is a predicted model, not a curated record. The coding region runs from base 75 to 1106 and encodes 343 amino acids.